CCUCAUUCUUGUGAGUUAUAUUUCAUCAGUACAAAUAUGCUACACAUAAGGAAGGAGUUUAUUUCAUCAAUGAGAUACUACAAUCUAUACUACUACGUAAGUAUACUACAAGCGACGACGAGCACAAUUACAACCGUAAUUGUUUUGUUUGAUACAAGUACUUCAAUUUGGUCAUCUAAUAGAGUCAUUUCACUGAAGAAAGUCAUCGAUCUUGGCUCGGUUGUAUGGUUUGUAAUCUUCAACAUACAGCUAGAUAUUUACAUCACCGUUAUUGUAUAGUCGACAUCUGGCAAACUUAACUGCAUCAUGCGCCAGCGUUGAUAUAUCAAUGAUAAGAACCAGUGGGGCAACCAAAAGAAUGUUUCUAUGCACUAAAUUGAACUUGUUCACUUUUUGUUGAAGAGAGUACCACAAGAAGAGGAGUAACAGCCUAAGACCACGGGAGAGAAUGAGAGUAGAGAAGUGUCAUACUGAGUGGGAAGAGACAAGGAACAUCGACCAACAACGCAAGAAAGAGAUAUUGACGAAAACACCACAAGAAAGUAGAAAAGGAGAGACAGAAUCCAGUCGAGU
This is a messenger RNA of Halteromyces radiatus, 573 nucleotides long. RefSeq lists its product as uncharacterized. NCBI's taxonomy places the organism in Eukaryota, Fungi, Mucoromycota, Mucoromycetes, Mucorales, Cunninghamellaceae. The transcript has 3 exons. The coding region runs from base 37 to 279 and encodes 80 amino acids. The record is from RefSeq and is a predicted model, not a curated record.